Tilletiopsis washingtonensis is the source of this 1852-nucleotide messenger RNA. Its product is annotated as MFS general substrate transporter. The record is from RefSeq and is a predicted model, not a curated record. Bases 21 to 1811 code for a protein of 596 amino acids. Gene Ontology annotation, biological process: transmembrane transport. NCBI's taxonomy places the organism in Eukaryota, Fungi, Basidiomycota, Exobasidiomycetes, Entylomatales. Gene Ontology annotation, molecular function: transmembrane transporter activity. The transcript is spliced from 7 exons.
CCGGCCCGCUCUCCCUUGCCAUGGCCGAGCCCGGCGGCAGCGGCAGCGAGCAUGCGCGGCCGCAGUCGUACGCCGGCACGGCGGCUGCCGCUGCGCCCUCGUCGCGCCCGCAGCGGCCCCGCACGCUGCACGCCUUUCUCUCCUUUCCCUCGGCCUCGUCGCUGCCGCUCGCCGCGCCCGCCGCCGACGACGGCUCGUACGCGUGGCGCGCCGCGGCACACGGCGCCUCGCCGCUCGAGCGCAGCCUCGAUGCGCUGGGCAUGGGCCGCUACCAGUGGGCGCUCCUCGGCCUCGCCGGCUGCGGCUGGGCGGCGGACAAUAUGUGGCUGCAGGCCGUCGCCAUCGUGCUGCCGCGCCUGCAGGACGAGUUCGGCGUGGGGCCCGCCAGCGUCGGUUUCGCCAGCAGCGCGACGUUUGCCGGCAUGAUGCUCGGCGCACUGGCGUGGGGCGCCUUCUCGGACGCAUACGGGCGCCGCCCGGCAUUCAACCUCACGCUGGCGCUCUGCACGCUCUUCGGCUUCUGCGCCACAUUGGCGCCGAGCUUUUUCGUGCUCUGCUGCACGCUCUUCCUGCUCGGGACCGCCGUCGGCGGCAGCAUGCCCACCGACGGCACGCUCUUCCUCGAGAACGUGCCGCAGCGCCGCCGCUACCUGCUUACGGCCCUCAGCGUCUUCUUUGCCGCCGGCGCCGUGCUCGCCUCGGCGCUGGCGUGGGCGAUCCUGCCGCGCUUCAGCUGUCCGCGCGAGGGCGUGUGCGGGUCGGGAGAGAACAGGGGCUGGCGCUAUCUGCUCUUCUGCCUCUCCAGCUUGACGGCCCUCUUCAUGCUGCUCCGUCUUGUGCUCUUCCGGCUGUACGAGAGUCCCAAGUACCUCGUCGAGGCAGGCCGUGCGGAGGAGGCUGUAGUGGUGCUGCGGCGCAUCGCGGCGUACAAUGGCACGACAGGCAUGCGCCUGAGCCUCGCAGACGUGCAGUCGGGACCGGACACGGCCCGUCAGGAAGGUUCGGGCACGUACACGGCGCUGCCGCGCGAGGAUGCCGGGACCACAGCGCAGCCGCAAGUAUCGCAGCAAGCACAGAGCAAUGCUACGUUCCUCGCAGUCCUGCCGCCGUCGCUGAGCCGCGCUCUCGAGCCGCUGGCCCAGCGCUAUGGCGAGCUGCUGCAGCCCGAGUGGCGCCGGACGACGCUGCUGGUGUGGACGACCUGGACGCUGUUCAGCCUUGCGUUCACGAGCUUCAACGUCUACCUCUCGACAACGCUCGAGGCCAAGCUAGGCAAAGGCGCCGAGGUGUACCUCGACUACACGGCCUAUGCGCUUGCCGCGCUGCCCGGCGCACUCAUCGGCGCCCGGCUGAUCGAGACGCGCCUAGGGCGCAUCGGCACCAUGUGGAGCUCGACGCUCGUCGUUGCCGUCGCGCUGCUUGCCUUUGCCGGCGUGUCGUCGCGCGCCGGCAUCCUGGCCUCGAGCUGCCUGCUGAGCCUCAGCGCCAGCGUGGCAUACGCGGCGCUUUACGCCUACGCUCCGGAGGUCUUUGACACGCGCCAGCGCGCGACGGCGGUCGCCACCGCCUCGGCGCUGAGCCGCCUGGCCGGCAUGCUGGCGCCGCCGCUCGCAGGCCGUCUGCUGGCGUGGCGUGGGCGCCGGGCACCACUCGUGGCGGCACACGUAGUGUUCGUGCUGUGCGCCGCCUGCAUGGCGGCACUGCGGCGGGAGACACGGGAUACAGGAGAGGGGCGAGCAGAGGACGAGGAAGAAGAGGAAGGGCUGCUGGAAGAGGAACAGACCCGGCGGCAGAGCAGUGCCGAGUCAUAGAAUGAGGCAGCCAGGGCGCAUCAAUGCAACACUGUCACCUG